This is a messenger RNA of Trifolium pratense (red clover), 569 nucleotides long. Its product is annotated as stress-induced protein KIN2-like. The record is from RefSeq and is a predicted model, not a curated record. Lineage: Eukaryota; Viridiplantae; Streptophyta; Magnoliopsida; Fabales; Fabaceae. The transcript is spliced from 3 exons. The coding region runs from base 127 to 333 and encodes 68 amino acids.
AAAACUCUAGCAAAGUAAUUCUUUGUAGAACUUACAUAUAAAUAUCAUUAAGGUGCAAGAACAUUAAUCAUCAUUAUCAAACCUAAAUUAUUCUUGAUUUUCAAUACAUUCAUUUCAAUUUCAAAUAUGGAUCCCCAGAAGAUGAACUAUGAGGCUGGACAAGCCCAGGGCCAAGCUCAGGAAAAGGGUGCCAACUUGCUAGACAAGGCUGGCAAUGCUGCUCAAUCUGCAAAAGAAACCAUGCAAGAGGCUGGUAACCAGAUGUUGGCAUCAGCACAAGGAGCUGCUGAUGCUGUGAAGAAUGCAACUGGCAUGAACCAAAACCAAAAGUGAUCCAAUUAAGAUGAAAGGGAUCCUAAUAAUCAAUUUUACUAAUUUUUUGUUUUAAUAAUUUUUUGUUUUGUUUUCUAGGGCAUUAUGUAUAAAAAGGUGCUCUUAGUUUGUGUUUAUAAUUUUGUUUGUUGCUCCCUAUUAAGGAGUAUUGUGAAUAACUCUUUUGUUUCAACAAGAGAACUAUGAUGUACUAGUUCUUGCAUAAUUCAUUAAUCAAAGAAAAAUUUAUAUUAGAA